Messenger RNA from Pieris napi, 800 nucleotides. RefSeq lists its product as uncharacterized. NCBI's taxonomy places the organism in Eukaryota, Metazoa, Arthropoda, Insecta, Lepidoptera, Pieridae. Bases 215 to 730 code for a protein of 171 amino acids. The transcript has 5 exons. The record is from RefSeq and is a predicted model, not a curated record.
AACACUGAUUACAAUAAUGAAUGUUUAAGAGAAAUACCUUAAAUGCCGAUAUCAUCAAGGGAAAAAUACAACAAAAACUGCGAGUGCUUUACUUAACUUUAUUACUGAAAAUGGGCGAAUGAUAUUGGAUUUGUUUAAAAAUACUUUUUGUUUUGGGAAAGACGAUUUAAGAUAUUUGACUCGGUGUUUAUAAAAUAGGUAAGUUACAUAUAUAAUGUUAAUUAGUCGCCACAGUACUUUCAUUACAUUCACAAUGCAGACUGGAGUUAUAAUUUUUGUCAUCAAUAUUCUACUUAUUGAAGGGAGAAUGAUACUGACUAAGUACGAGGCGGAAGCAUCAACGAUUGAUCAAGAAUCAAAUCCUCUGUCGAUGACAAAUUUCGAUAAAUCACAGGAAAGAUUUACAGAAUUCAAAUCAUUGGACCGUGAGGAAAACGAUAGUUCUUACGAAACUGAGUACGACAGGAAAACGGAUGAGAAAAUAAAAAAGCCAUGCUCCAUGGUGGUGUUAUCUCACAUCCAAAACCCGAGUUUGCAGUCAUUAUUGAGAAAGUAUCGAUACGAUGCAAAUGGCAUCCUGAUACCGAGUAGCGUGAAGUACUUCAUCAAGAUGCCACAAGGUUUAAAGUCCUCACCGCUCCUAGUGCCGUUAAACGAUAAGUCGUAUUCACCACUGGGCAGUUUCGUAAGAUAUUAUAAGGAAGUGCCGCCGAUUCCGCAAGCUUGGUAAAUGAUACAAUAAUUAUCGUUAUAAAACCCAUUUUGUAUUUAGUAUAGGAUGAAUAAACUUGAAAUCUCAA